Messenger RNA from Pleurotus ostreatus (oyster mushroom), 534 nucleotides. RefSeq lists its product as uncharacterized. The transcript is spliced from 5 exons. The coding region runs from base 1 to 534 and encodes 177 amino acids. NCBI's taxonomy places the organism in Eukaryota, Fungi, Basidiomycota, Agaricomycetes, Agaricales, Pleurotaceae. The record is from RefSeq and is a predicted model, not a curated record.
AUGAGCACUAUACACGAAGGAGAUAAAUCUUUAUUGGAGCACCUCGACAUCAGACAGAUCAACUGCCUCAAUGAAUCGGAGGACCAUCCAUUGAUAUCUAUCCUUUCCAGUAAAUCUAAGAACACGGGCGGGUCAUAUCUCUUGAGUGAUGCCGAUGAGCAGCUCCUGCUGAAUAUUCCGUUCAAUCAAACGAUAAAGAUUCGUUCACUUGUGAUCCAAUCUAGUAACCCAGCGCAGGCCCCGAAACUCGUCAAGAUAUUCAUCAAUCGGCCAGCAUUGGGAUUUGAAGAUGUAGAAGAUGCGGACGAAUCGGCUGCUGCCCAGAUCAUCGAGUUGACGGAGGAAGACACGACCAACGGUAACCCUCUCGUGUUGAGAUUUGUCCGGUUUCAAACUGUAAACAGUUUGCACAUUUUCGUGAGUUCAAACCAAGGGGGCGAAGAUGAAACUAGAAUAGAUGCCAUCGAUGUCCUCGGCGUGCCCAUCGAGACUACCAAGAAUUUGAACGAGCUGAAGAAACAAGAAGAAAACUGA